AUGAUGGCGGCGGCGACCCCGCGGCUGCGGCCGCUGCUCCGCGCCCUCACAAUUCAGGUUUCGGGGUCCCCUGUGGAGCUGCGGAGGCGCCCCCGGAUUGGGCCCGGCCGUGAGGGGAGUGGCGAGCGCGGGAGAGCAGAAUGGCUGCACCUGGAGCUGGGGCUGCCCUGCUGGGGGGCCAUCGCCGCAGGCACGGUGGGGGCCCGUCUCCUCCUGCUGCCCCUGGUGCUGCGGGGCCAGCGCGAGGCCGCCCGCCUCUCCCGCCACCUCCCGCAGCUCCAGCGCCUCUCCCGGCGCCUGGCCGAGGCGCGCCGCGGCGCCGACGCCAACCAGGUGGCCGUGGCUUACUCGGAGCUGGUGUCGUACCAGCGGCGCCACGACGUGAAUCCGCUCCGGGGUUUCCUGGUGCCCCUCGUGCAGACCCCCCUUUUUGUCUCUUUUUUCCUGGCUCUGCAGGGGAUGGCGGCGGCGCCGGUGCCGUGGUUCCUGCAGGGGGGGAUGGGCUGGUUCCCGAAUUUGGCGGCCCCCGACCCCCUGUACGUGCUGCCCGUGCUGGUCACAGCCUCCACCUGGCUCGUCCUGGAGCUGGGGGCCGAGACGGGCGUGGCCGCGCCGGGGGCGGGGCCUGUCCGUCAAAUCCUGAGGUUCCUCCCCCUCGUCUUCCUGCCCUUCAUCAUCCACUUCCCCACCGCCGUCUUCACCUAUUGGCUGACGUCCAACGGCUUCAGCCUAUUGCAGACGGGGCUGCUGCGAGUCCCCGCCCUCCGCGCCAAAAUGGGCGUGGCCCCGCCCCUGGCCACGCCCCCGGCCCCGCCCACCGGCCCCGCCCCACGGGCCAAGGCGGGAAUCCUGCAGCAGCUGCGGAAAGAGUGGCGCGAGGCCCAGGCCACGCAGGAGGCCGAGCAGCGCCGCUGGCGCCUCAGGAACCACCUCGACCUCGCCGCCAAAGGCCCGCUCCGACAAACCUUCGCCAAAAACCCCCUCCCCCCACCCUCCACCGCCCCGGCCGCGCCCUCAGAAACCCCGAAAAGACCCUGGAAAAACACCUUGGGAUGACGGAGGGGACCCCAAAAAUAAAAACCGCGC
Molecule: messenger RNA, 1086 nt
Organism: Pseudopodoces humilis (Tibetan ground-tit)
Lineage: Eukaryota; Metazoa; Chordata; Aves; Passeriformes; Paridae
Source: RefSeq, a predicted model, not a curated record